Molecule: messenger RNA, 1912 nt
Organism: Perca flavescens (yellow perch)
Lineage: Eukaryota; Metazoa; Chordata; Actinopteri; Perciformes; Percidae
Gene: prima1
Product: proline rich membrane anchor 1
Exons: 4
Coding region: 423-1079 (218 amino acids)
Source: RefSeq, a predicted model, not a curated record
UGAGCGCUGCAUCAAGUGCGCGGUGGUGAUGCUCCCGCAUUAAACAGCCCGCUGUAUUUUGGCACAGAGGGGGAUGCAUCAGUUUAACCCUCGGCUCUGCCCUCCGGACUCGCCCAUACAGUGUUCAGCCUAGAUAAGUUGAGGGGAUGUGUGAUCCUAUUGUGAGGAAUCCUGCCGCACGAUAUUCCUGAGGAUCUCUCUCUGUUCGUUUUUUUUUCUUCAACUUCGAUGGCUUGAGUGGCCCAUUUGCACUCAUGCUUGCAGCCGAGGAGGGAUGUAAGGUACGGGCCAUCUACCGCCCUCACAUUGCACGGAGUAGCGGCGUGAUUCAGGUCGCUAUCUGAGUGCUAAUAAGAAAAAAAACUACUUUCGAGAUGUGAAUUAUCGAGAUUUGCUACUCAUUCCACCGGCUCGCCUGUCCUAUGCUAUCGACAACGGGAUUUCAAGAGGAAAAUGAUUGUGGCAUAAACUAUUUCUGGAGUAGCUUGUCACAGAUAUCGCCGCUGAACUGUACAGGGUGGAUGGUUAUUUCCCAAACAGUUCAAGCCUAUGUAUACUGCAUUCAUUUAUUGGAAUCGCUGCCUAUUAUCUUCGAGAACAGCGCAAGAGGAAUGCUGGUCCAAGAUCUAAUGCCAUUUACUUUAAGUUUUUGGCCUUUUUUCUUCGGUCAUUGCUUUCUCUCACUGUUUUUACUCUCAUGCCAGGGAGAACUCCAGAGGUCAUGCUCACGGACUGUGGCGGAGAAAGUUAGUGAACAGUGCCAGCUGGCAUGCCACUGUAGAAGAUACCCUCCCCUUCCUCCUCCACCGCCUCCACCGCCUCCCCCACGGCUACUGGGCACCACAGUGGACGAGCCCGUGGUGCCCUUGUUGAGGGCCUGGUGGAUGGAGAUGGACAUUGUAGUGCUUGGAACGGUGGGCUGUGCCUCAGUUGUCUUCCUCCUCUCAGCCAUCAUCAUCUGCUACAAGGCCAUCAAGAGGAAACCACUACGAAAAGAAGAGAACGGGACAAGUCGCGGGGAAUAUGCCAUGAGCAUCCGUAACAAGAAGGCCAUGGGUACAAACAACACUGUGGUGUAGACUGUCUCCUGGUAGACGCAGGAAGUGACAUCAACAUUACCGUCUCUCAACUUACCCCCCCCAAAUACAACAAUCCCUUCUCACCCAUAAUGCAACAGGGUUUUACCCAAGGUUUUCCAAUAGGUAAACCUUCCCUCUUUGUUUGGCAUGUUGCCCGGACUGAAGACACCAUUCAGCUCAAGAGGAGCUGCAAAAGAUGGAAGGAAAAAAAAUCAAGCCAGAAAGGAUAGAGAGAAAAAUCCACAAACCCCCAUGGUGUCGGAAGUGGCCCAGCAGGCUGAACAUUAUGCGUAACAGCAAGUGUUGCUGACAGGCUGGUUGGCUGCUGGCUGGAGAGGGACUGUCUGCCAGUCUGCUGCAGAUCCAGACCUCACACACUGUUGACAUCUGCAAUGGAACAACAGACAAUAACAGCAUCCCUGCAGUCCUACGAGCGGCCAGACAGGACAAGCCCAUCACACACAAUAAAUAAAGUGCAUGCAGUUUUUACAGAGAAUGCAACAUUUGUUUUUACAUUCCAUUCCCAAAACACACUCACUCACAGUCCAUCUUUUGUUCUCCAUUUUUGAGACAGAUGCUUUGUGAGAGGCAUGAUGUUCCUAUCGGUCCUGGCUCUGAGAUGUGGAUUUAUCUGACUAUGCAAUUUAAAGAAAUCCAUAUAAAAAAAGGAGCAACAACAUCAACAUGGGACGUUCUGGUUAUUUUACCAUGCCAAAAAUGCCACUGAAGACUUAGGCUCAAUGUAAUAUACUUCAGUCAUUCAUUGAUUUAUUUGCUCAAUUUAUUUACUAAUCUACCUUUGAAUUUAUUUUUCUACUUAAAAGAAAAAUGUC